CACACAGGCACAUGAACACACACACACACACACACCAAACUAUCCACAUGGGUUCACUCAUGGUUAGUUCUGGGAAGGGCAUUUGACAGGGAGAAACACAGGGUCUAGGUUUGCUUCCAAUGAAAGGGAUCAGAACAAGUAUUCCUUAAUGGAGAAGUAGACUACUACAACAGACUUCAGAACUACAACUUCAUCCUUAAGGUGGACUCCAAUCAAGUUGUAGAAACAUCUCAAGGAUGAUCAAUGGAAACAGGAUGCACCGGAGCUCAAUUUCGAGUCUCAUAGCAAAGGGUCAGAGUUCUUAUGUAAAUAAGUGUUAUGGAAAAGCAUAAUGAUCCCAAUUUGAGGUUCAAUAUGCUUUCCCAGCAGGAGAUGGGUCUGGUCCAUCCUGUCCCUGUGCCAAGCACCCAGACCAGGGGACAGUGGUCAAGCAAGCUGGAGUUCCUCCUGGCUGUGGCCGGACAGAUCAUAGGCUUGGGGAAUGUAUGGAGGUUCCCAUAUCUGUGCUACAAAAAUGGAGGAGGGGUGUUCUUCAUCCCUUAUGUGCUCUUUCUGUUCACCUGUGGCAUUCCACUCUUUCUCCUGGAGACCUCCUUGGGCCAGUACACCACGCAGGGAAGCAUCACCUGCUGGAGGAAGAUCUGCCCCUUGUUUGAAGGACUGGGUUAUGGUAGUCAGGUGGUAGUUCUAUAUUCCAGCAUCUAUUACAUCAUCAUUCUAGCCUGGGCCUUCUUCUACCUCUUCUCCUCAUUCAGCUCUGAGCUCCCCUGGGCCAGUUGUAGAAACAGCUGGAACACAGCAACCUGCAUGGAGUUUGACAGAAGAGUAGUGGAACAUCUAAAUUGGACAGUAGCAGGGAACGCAACAUCGCCAGUGAGAGAGUUCUGGGAGAGAAGAGUUUUGAAUCUCACAGACAGUCCAAACAAGCUAGGCAGUGUUCGCUGGGAGCUGGCUCUGUGUCUUCUACUGUCAUGGAUUCUCUGUUACUUCUGUGUCUGGAAAGGAGUGAAGUCUACUGGGAAGGUGGUCUACUUCACUGCCACCUUCCCCUAUCUGAUGCUGGUGGUGUUGCUGGUCCGUGGACUCACACUGCCGGGGGCAAUAGAUGGUAUCAAGUUCUACCUCUACCCAGACCCAGCCCGCCUCACUGACCCACAGGUGUGGAUGGAUGCUGGAACACAAAUCUUCUAUUCCUAUGCUAUCUGCAUCGGCUGUCUGACUGCUCUUGGCAGCUACAACAAGUAUGACAACAACUGUUACAAGGACUGUGUGUACCUGUGCCUUUUGAACAGUGGAACCAGCUUUGUGGCCGGUUUUGCGAUCUUCUCUGUUCUGGGCUUCAUGGCUUAUGAACAAGGGACAGACAUCUCAACAGUGGCCGAAUCAGGUCCUGGCCUGGCAUUCAUCGCCUACCCUCGUGCCGUGGCCAUGAUGCCAUUACCACAGCUUUGGGCCAUCUUCUUCUUCAUCAUGAUAAUCCUACUGGGUUUAGACAGUGAGUUUGUAGGUCUGGAGGCUUUGAUGACAGCUAUCUCAGACAUGUAUCCCUCCUUCUUCCUGGUUGGCCAUCGGCGUAAAAUCCUCCUCAUCAUCAUCAGUGUGGGUAGCUUCUUCAUCGGCCUGGUCAUGGUCACAGAGGGAGGCCUGUAUAUCUUCCAGCUGUUUGAUUACUAUGCCUGCAGUGGGAUGACUCUGCUUCUCUUCGCUAUACUACAGUCAGUGUGUAUCAGCUGGGUUUAUGGUGCAGACCGUCUGUAUGAUAAUAUAGAGGACAUGAUCGGUUAUCGACCAUUACCCAUCAUUAAGUACUGUUUGAAGUAUUUCACUCCAGUCAUCUGCACAGCUACAUUUGUCUUCUCCUUGAUAAAGUUUACUCCACUGAAGUUCAACAACACCUUUCAGUAUCCUUGGUGGGGUUCCGCCGUUGGCUGGUGGUUCACUCUCUCCUCCACCCUCAUGGUUCCUCUAUGGAUGGUUUACAUUGUGAGCGUCACUCCUGGUACACUGAGACAGAGACUGUCCAUCCUCACCACGCCAUCAGAGGAUCUCCCCAUGACCAAGGCCCAGAAGAAUUCCCUCCUGACCAAGCAGUCAGAGCAGGACAGACCCCUGGGGGACACAGAGAUACCAACCUGGGGCCACAACCUCCUAGAAAGAGACACUGGCCCCCUCUCUCAGCUACCAUCCUUAUAGGACUAGAGAUAAGCAGGUCCAGCCAGUCACUCAAGGUCCUGACAUAAACAAUACAAAUACUUCCUGUUGUGUAACAGAGACAAAUGUGACCCUUCGCUUGGUCUGAAUGGCUUAGAAAAGUAUAGUACAGAACAUAAUCCACCCCCGUGCCUUUUUCUUGGGAGGGAGAUGUGGGCAAGUGUUUCCAAAACACACACUGUUUCCUGUAUGUAGAGCUGAUGAGACGUAGAAGCACUGGUUCUGGAAAGUGAAAAGAGAGAUGCGGUCAUUCUGUUUGGUCCAGAAAACCCUACAGGUCAAUCUUGCUGUCUCGUGACAGAAUGCAGAGAAAGCAUCUGAAGUGAGAUAUUGAGUAAGGUCCGGCACAAAAUAUGGACCUUUGAAGUUGUCCUUUAACCAGGACUGUGGUCAUGGCAGAGUAAUGGAUGAAUGGAUCAAACACCUGUCACACAUCAUAGUGGAAACAAAACAUGACGGUCAUGCUAUUGGUCCUGGGGUCUGUAUAUACAAGUGAACAAACACAUUUUUUUAAAGAUACAUUUUAUCUUUGAUUUGGGUGGGUUUAAUAAUCCGACAUCGUUUUUUUCUACUACUAUGUAAUUUCUUAAGACUUUGAAGUAUGACAUUUGUGAAAAUAUAUCGAUGGUAAAUUAUAAGGGAUUGUGUAGAUGCAUAUAUAGUAGAAACACUGUAAAAUACUGUGAUAGGAUUUGAUGCCAAUGUCAAUAAACUAAUCAAACCUUGUGC
Molecule: messenger RNA, 2940 nt
Organism: Oncorhynchus kisutch (coho salmon)
Lineage: Eukaryota; Metazoa; Chordata; Actinopteri; Salmoniformes; Salmonidae
Product: sodium- and chloride-dependent GABA transporter 2-like
Exons: 16
Coding region: 319-2193 (624 amino acids)
Biological process (GO): amino acid transport; nitrogen compound transport; sodium ion transmembrane transport
Cellular component (GO): cell projection; plasma membrane
Molecular function (GO): gamma-aminobutyric acid:sodium:chloride symporter activity
Source: RefSeq, a predicted model, not a curated record